Messenger RNA from Mycotypha africana, 865 nucleotides. Its product is annotated as galactose-binding domain-like protein. The record is from RefSeq and is a predicted model, not a curated record. Gene Ontology annotation, cellular component: nucleus. The coding region runs from base 117 to 740 and encodes 207 amino acids. The transcript is spliced from 6 exons. Lineage: Eukaryota; Fungi; Mucoromycota; Mucoromycetes; Mucorales; Mycotyphaceae.
GCCAAUAAUGUACCUAAUUCAUGCGAUAGUAAAGUCGGGUUGAAAUUUUUCGCCUCGUAUGCAAUCUGCGAAUCUCUUCUAAACCUUUUUUGAACAGUUUAGCUAUUUGAAGCAAAAUGAGUCAUUGUCACGACGAGCAUUGCGAUCAUGAUCAUGAUGAUCUGCCCGAAUCCGGAGAACAAUUUUUGCUAUAUUCAAAGAUUGAUUUAGAUAACGUACGUUGUCUAAAUGAAGCUGAACCUGAAAGCAUCAAAAAAGUAAUUCGUCCUUGGAAUGAACGCUUUGACGACGGAAAGUAUACAGAGAGUGAUGCCGAUGAACAAUUGAUCGUCUUUGUUCCUUUCACUGGAAGUGUCAAAUUACGUUCCAUCUGUUUACGUACAGAUAGAACAGAGUCUGCCCCCUCUAAAAUGAAAAUCUUUAUCAACCAUGAUGCGAUUGAUUUCGAUGCAGCCGAAAGUCAAAAACCUGUUCAGGAAUUUGAGUUAGUACAAGGAUCGAAUGAUGUUAUUGAAUAUGGUGUUAAAAUAGCAAAGUUCUCCAAUGUCAAAAAUAUUACUUUAUUCUUUCCUGAGAACUUUGGUGAGGACACAAGUAUCAUUCGAUAUCUAGCAUUUAAAGGCGAAUGGACAGAGGUUAAGCGCGAUCCGAUCAUAACUGUUUAUGAGGCAAAUGCAAAUCCAGCAGAUCAUAAAAAGGUUCCAGGUACAGAAAAUCAAAUGGGCCACUCAAUUCAAUAAAAAUUUACAUUUGGAUAGCUUUAUAAAUGUUUAUUCAAUCAAAAAAUAAUCAAAGAAAGAAACUAAACAAUUUGAAUAUGUAUAAAAUUGGGAGAUAAGAGAUAUAUGUAUGAUUAAACGAAUAA